Messenger RNA from Stomoxys calcitrans (stable fly), 2468 nucleotides. RefSeq lists its product as uncharacterized. The coding region runs from base 891 to 2468 and encodes 525 amino acids. The record is from RefSeq and is a predicted model, not a curated record. The transcript has 4 exons. Lineage: Eukaryota; Metazoa; Arthropoda; Insecta; Diptera; Muscidae.
CAAUGAGAGGAAAAUAAAGGCAAUUCUUAGAGCCAACGACUUCCCUAAUUGGACAAUUAAUUCACUAUUAGGCAAGGCCAAGGAACGUCUUGGAAAAAUCAUAGACGGAGAGCAGCCUACAAAAGGAAAAAUUUAUAAAUCGCUAACAUACAUACAAGGAUUCUCCGAAAGAUUUGGCAAAUCAAAUCUAUACGACAAGGACAAAUACCAUCUCGCAUUAAAAACAGGCAAAACUGUGAAUGAAUUAUUCAGCAAGACAAAAAGUAAAAUUAAAAAUGAGGAAAAAUCAAACGUGGUAUAUAAAAUUAGAUGUAACGGCGACAAGUCCAAUAUAUGCCCGAUGGCAUAUAUUGGCACUACCAUGACGAAAUUGAAAACUAGGUUAUCUGCACAUAAAUCUGACCAAAAAGCCAAUAAUAGACCAAUCGAGCAGAAAACUGCACUAGCAGCCCACUGUGCAUUGACUGGUCAUAAGCCAAACCUCAACGAUGUGGACAUCUUAGCUCAAGAGAAUAAUUACAGACGAAGAUUCACUCUCGAGAUGUUGCAUAUCAUCGACUUACCGCCUGACGAGAGAAUGAAUUUCAAGAAAGAUAUAGAAAGCUGCGCGAAGGUAUACCGCCACACAGUCAACAAGCACAGCAGAAGAGAACAUUUAGUUGCCAACAGACAAUAGUUCGUGUAACAACUCAUUAAAUCCUUGAAAAUGGUAGACGGAGUCUACCGAAAUAUUGGAGAAAAAUAAAAGAAAAAAACCUUAAAUAUUUGUGUUUUAAUGGACCUAUAGCCGAUACAAUACAACAAAAUUACAAGAAUUUUAAACCAGGUCAACAAUACCCUAACAGAGUAUACAUCAACGGGAGGCACGCCGUAAUAUAAAAACAAAUAAGAUGACAAUAUACAAAAACAUCAAACAAAAGUACAAUGAGCACACAUACAGAACGGCCCAGCAAUAUUCGAAACACCAAAAACAAAUAGCCAAGCUCAAAACAUCUGUAACAUUUUUAAUAAAAUGUAAGAGAACAGGCAUCAUACCAAACUUCAUAAUCAAUGCAACCAAACACACUAACAACAUCUUCCAAACACACAAAACCAAGAAAAUCCCGCCAAAUAUUGAGAAAACAUUACACAGGUACAUUCACAACUUUCACACGAAAGUAUUAAAACUUCUAAUACAAUACAAACACAAGCAAAUCCACUCUUUUAAAGAGAAAGUAGAGAAUACAAAGACUAAGCUAGGAGAACUACUGACUCAAGAUGAUUUCCUACAAUACCUCGACAGUGAGCUUACUCUCUACAAGGGCAAUGUUAGCAAGAGCAAGACAACACACAUAAAGAAACUACAGGCACUCACACAACGACAAGACAAGGCCCUCAACAUUAGACGCAACGACGUGUGGUUUGUGAAUAAAACAGAGCGAGAGAUACCAACGAACGUACAAUGGAUUCUCUCUUUAGGUCCGAAACACGCUCUCCCACACACCAACAAGAACUUUCCACUCUUGCAAGUCAUUGCAGAGGGAGAGGAGUGUGUACAAACUAUAGAGAAUAGAGAGGAACAGGAGAUGGGAAGAACCAAGCUUACAACAUUGAUAGACGAUCACUUACGAAAGUCAAAGAUGAGCAUGAGAGACAAAUAUGUGGUGGACACAGUGUCUCAAACGAGAAAAUAUUUAAAGGAGAAUGAGGAUUUAUUAAUUUUAACGGCAGACAAGGGAGGAAAGACAGUGGCUUUGUACAAAGAUGACUACGAGCAAAAAAUGAAGGCAAUAAUACACGAUAUGUGUAUGUAUAGGCGCUUAAAGAUUGACCCAACAUCUAGGCUACAGACAAGGAACAACAAAUUGGUGGAUAAACUUCACAACUUGAAUCUUAUCAGCAUCCAGGAGAAGAAUAAAUUGACCAGCAAGACCGCAUUGGCCCCUCGAAUAUAUGGACUCCCAAAGAUCCAUAAAGAAGGUACACCGUUGAGACCAAUAUGUUCAUCAAUAAACGCGCCGUCCUAUCAUCUAUGUAGGUACAUAGUGAAUAUUUUGAAAAAUAUCACCAAGGAUUCCAAAUAUAAUGUGAAAGACGCAGUGGACUUUAAAGCUAAGAUAAAGAACAUGACCAUAGAAAAUGACGAAGUUUUAGGCAAAAUUAUGUUGGUUAUGGUUGCUGGGUUGCUGGUUGGCCUAGACAGCAGCCGACUUCAAAGGAAUCGAGUCGACUUGAAUCGCAUUGAAUGGAAUAUAUAUGCCACAUUCACUUUGUACAAUCGCAGCCUUCCAUCGAAAUCCGCAUCUUCCGUAAGAGCAGUCAGCAUCCAACCACCAACAUCUAAGGUAACAACAUUGCCAGCGCACCAUUCAUUGAACAUUACCUACUACUACGGCAUCGUCGAAUCAUCGCGCCGUCGUUGUUUCGCAGUUCGCCAUGGCCAACAAUUUCAUUUCCUAUCCUUAGGAGCCUUCAACAAUUUCAAGUAA